UCUUCACUGCCUUUGUGGACCACCAGGGGGCCACGGACCACUGUUUGAAAACCCUUGAUUUAGGGGUCUCGGUGCCCAACAACAACAUAAAAAUGUAUGUUGUUAUGCUAUGCGUGCUUUGCAUACAAAGGGCAGUAAAUACCACACUGGCUGUAGUUUUGUGUGCUUAAGCUUUUGUAAAUAAGGCCUGCUAUGCCUCAUCAUUUCUCAUCCCAUCUGCUUUCUAUCUGACCCAGCUCCUGCUCCUCCUGUCCCCCCUGCAGAGAGAGUGUCAAAUGGACAUCUGACCUGCCUUACUGGGUUUCGUUCCGGGUCACUCCUCCCAGUGAGUCUGCGGGUCACAAUUGUAAACUGUGCAGUCCAAGGUUUGCCAGAUCUGUCCAAGUUCCUGUCUGACUGCUUCUUUGCACUUGCUGCCAUUAACAGAAGCCCAGAACUACCUCUGUGCAAGGCACUGGCAGAAGCUAUCCUGGCCCCCAAAUUGGAAUCCACUGUGAUCAGGAAAUAUCGGCAGGUUUUUCCUCACUUGCACAGUUUGACCAGAACUAACACUACUGUCAUCUGGUAUCAAUUUGGUGAGGAGGACUUGACUUGGUGGCCAGUAAUAAACUUCUAUUCCAGUGCUGCCUGUGCAGUGGCCUUCACCACAGGCAACCAUGUGGCUGACCGCAUGAGCCACCACAGGGAGAGCCGUACAUUUGACUGCCGGUCCACCCAGCAACGUCCACACUGUACAGCCAGUGUCUGGCCUUCUUUGACAGCCAGAUGUUGGACCAAGAAAUAAAGACUCCUGAGUGGUGCCAACAUCUCUUAAUAUGAGCUGAAUGUAAGAGUUACUACAGCUGAGAUGGGCUAAAAUAGCUAAAGAUUUUUAGGCAUACUCAUGAAGGGAACCAUCCCUCAGCUAGAAGAACUGGGUUCAUGGGCUCCCUGUUUACCAAGGAGAAGUAACCUCCAGUACCCACUUAAUGUCUGCCUGCUCCAGGGUUCCAGACUGCUAUGUGGAGGAAGCAAAUGAGAAGAGAUUUGUCCACAGUCAUCAAGAGGUUGCACUGGGGAGGCAGGGAUGCUGGCUUGAUGCUGUUCAGACCUUUUCCAAAGCACUGUGGGCGGGGUCCCGCGACAACUUUCCUGUUUGGUGAUUUGAUGAACGGAGGAUUUUCCAAUGUCACUAUCUUGCAGUGGGGUUGUCCUACCUCCUGACUGUGCACAACUCUCAGGGAGCGGAGUGGUUUGCGCUUUUUUUUUUCUUCAAGAAAGCCUUAUACCAUCAGUCUGAGAGCUGAGCUUAAGGGGGAGCGGAUCUGAAGGGCCCAGUGUUGCUGUGAGAGGCAUCUUCAUACUUUCACACAUGGCGCUGUAGUAUAAGCACAUUUUUGUGGACUGUAGAAGGGACCGAAUUUUGUUGAAAGUCGCCCGUUUUUUGUACAGCUGCGGGCGCUCACCAUGAAGAUGCAGAGGUGGGCCACCAGGUGGAAAACGAAAAGGUGGCUAUGGAAUUCAACGCUAACCGCACUGGUCACAUUAAUAUUAAUUCUACAAGCAGACAAUGUCAGAGCAGCUGAACCAGUGGACGUACUGAAGGUGCUAGGCUUCCAGAGCUACCCUGAAGGAGUAAAGAAAACAACGGGCUUCUGCACAGUUCGGAGAGGGUCAAGACCUGACAUUGCUUACCGAGUAGGGAAAAAAGCCCAGAUCAGUGCUCCAACCAAACAGCUCUUCCCAGGGGGAGUUUUCCCAGAAGAUUUCUCCAUCCUGUUUACCAUAAAGCCCAAGGCUGGCCUCCAGUCCUUCCUGCUGUCCGUGUACAAUGAGCAAAGCACUCAGCAGCUCGGCGUGGAGGUGGGCCGUGCCCCUGUCUUCAUGUAUGAGGACCAGCAUGGCAGACCUGCUCCCGAGGGGUACCCCUUGUUCCGCUCCAUCAAUCUUGCUGAUGGCAAAUGGCACAGGGUAGCCCUCAGUGUGGAGAAGAAGAGUGUCACCAUCAUUGUGGACUGUAAGAAAAAGGUGACCAGGCCGCUUGGCAGAAGCAACCGGGCCGUCAUCAACACAGAGGGCAUUACUGUGUUUGGCACCAGAAUCCUGGAUGAGGAUGUCUUUGAGGGUGACAUCCAGCAGCUGCUUAUAGUGGCAGACCCCAGGGCAGCCUAUGACUACUGUGAACACUACAGCCCUGACUGUGAAAGCCCCAGCCACCAGGACAUCCCCCAGGCUCAGGAAGCUGACCAGACAACGGUGGAACCUGACUACGAUGGUUAUGACUACCCCACAGAGGACAAAAUUCAGCCUGAAACCCCCACUGAUACUACAGGACCCGGCUUGACAAAUCUGGAUGAAGAAUACUACCUGGGAGAGUAUGACUACCCCACAAAGGACAGAAUUCAGCCUGAAACCCCCACUGAGACUACAGGACCAGGCUCGAGCUACGAGGGGGGAAAUAUGGAUGAUUACAUCACUGGUGUGGAACAGGUUGGGGCGGACCCCACUGUUACCGUGGAAUCUGCUGCCUCAGUGGACACCAAAGAGAAGGUGGACCCUGUCACCGACACGUAUGACUUUAUGGAAUACGACCUGAAGGAAUAUGACAACAAAGAGGUAGUAGAGAAGCCAUAUGAAUACGGUGAUUAUGGCGAUUACGACCUCACUGACACCAAGCCUACAUCUGCAACAUAUGAGGAAGAGUUCGGUGUUGGUGUUCCAGCAGAGACAGACAUCAGAGAGAGCAGUGUGGGUCAAAGUAGAAGUUACCUGGGAGAAAAAGGAGAGAAGGGUGAACCUGCUGUCAUUGAGCCAGGGAUGCUUAUAGAAGGACCCCAAGGAGCCCCCGGCCAGGCAGGUCUUCCUGGUUCCCCAGGAUUGCAGGGUCCCCCAGGUGCCCCGGGAGAUCAUGGUGAGAGGGGUCCUCCAGGGCGUCCUGGUAUUCCUGGUUCAGACGGUGUCCCCGGGCCUCCAGGUACCAUUCUGAUGCUUCCAUUCCGUGCAGGUGGCGAAGCACACAAGGGACCUGUGAUUACAGCCCAAGAAGCUCAGGCUCAGGCCAUCCUUUCUCAGGCUAGGCUUACAAUGAGAGGUCCUCCAGGGCCAGCGGGCAUGGCAGGAAGAUCUGGUCCUGUGGGAGGUCCUGGUUCUCCUGGACCUAAAGGUGACAGUGGCGACUCCGGACCACAGGGUCCCAGAGGUCUUCAGGGUCCACCUGGACCUUCGGGAAAAUCAGGAAAAAGGGGUCGUAAUGGAGCAGAUGGUGCUCGAGGAAUUCCAGGAGAGGCAGGACCCAAGGGUGACCGAGGUUUUGAUGGCCUCCCUGGUCUUCCUGGAGAAAAGGGACACAGAGGAGAAAUAGGCUCUACGGGUCCUCCAGGGCCACCAGGAGAGGAUGGGCCAAGAGGUGAAGAUGGCCAGGUUGGGCAAAGAGGUAUAGCUGGGGACAGUGGUCCUAGAGGUUUACCUGGGUCCAGAGGGUCUCCAGGUCCUCCAGGACAACAUGGGCUUUCUGGAGUUGAUGGACAAGCUGGUCCCAAAGGAAACAUGGGUCCACAAGGAGAAGCAGGGCCUCCUGGGCAGCAGGGUAUGCCUGGUCCACAUGGUCUUAUUGGUCCUCAAGGUCCAAUCGGGCCUCCUGGUGAAAAGGGUCCUCAAGGUAAACAAGGUUUGGCUGGCCUUCCUGGUGCUGACGGCCCUCCUGGCCACCCAGGGAAAGAAGGCCCCCCAGGCGAGAAAGGAGCAGCUGGUCUUCCUGGUCCUGUUGGAUCCAUCGGCUACCCUGGGCCUCGUGGUGUGAAAGGUGCUGAGGGCAUCAGAGGUCUUAAAGGUGGCAAAGGAGAAAAGGGAGAAGAUGGAUUUCCUGGCUUCAAAGGAGACAUGGGUCUCAAGGGUGACAAGGGUGAGGUUGGUAUAGCAGGACCCAGGGGAGAGGAUGGUCCUGAGGGCCCCAAGGGCAAGUCGGGGCCUGGUGGAGAAAUUGGUCCCAUUGGAUCAGCUGGAGAGAAGGGAAAACUUGGUGUCCCUGGUUUACCUGGGUACCCUGGAAGACAAGGUCCGAAGGGCUCCAAUGGCUUCCCUGGAUUCCCAGGGGCAAACGGCGAGAAGGGUGCAAGGGGAAUCGCAGGCAAAUCUGGCCCCAGGGGACAGCGUGGCCCAACGGGUCCCCGUGGUGGGCGUGGUGCAAGAGGACCAACAGGAAAACCAGGUGCAAAGGGCACCUCGGGCAAUGAUGGACCUCCUGGUCCACCAGGAGAGAGGGGACCUCAAGGACCACAGGGUCCGGUCGGUUUCCCUGGACCCAAAGGACCCAAUGGCCCAGCAGGAAAAGAUGGACUACCUGGUCAUCCUGGGCAGAGAGGAGAGACGGGCUUCCAAGGGAAGACAGGACCUCCAGGACCUGGAGGGGUGGUUGGACCACAGGGACCCACUGGAGAGACAGGACCAAGUGGAGAGCGAGGACAUCCAGGCUCUCCUGGUCCUCCUGGUGAGCAGGGUCUACCUGGAUCUGCUGGAAAAGAGGGUGGAAAGGGUGAUCCAGGUCCUCACGGUCUCACUGGCAAGGCAGGGCCUUCCGGCCUGAGGGGCUUCCAGGGGGCAAGGGGGCUUCCAGGGGCCAUGGGUCCAGCCGGCUUAAAGGGAGGAGAAGGGCCUCAGGGUCCCUCAGGCCCCAUCGGUUCUCCUGGAGAGAGAGGUGCUGCUGGCCCUGGAGGUCCCAUUGGUCUGACAGGACGCAAUGGCCCCCAAGGGCCACCUGGCCCUGCUGGAGAAAAGGGAGCUCCUGGAGAGAAAGGUCCCAUGGGCCCCGCUGGACGUGAUGGCAUUCAAGGUCCUGUUGGUCUUCCUGGUUCAGGUGGUCCUCAGGGUCCCCCCGGGGAAGAUGGCGACAAGGGAGAAGUUGGGGGACCUGGACAGAAGGGAAGCAAAGGAGACAAGGGUGAACUUGGUCCACCAGGCCCGAGUGGUCUCCAGGGUGUUGUUGGAGCUCCUGGUCCAGCUGGCAGUGAUGGCGAGGCUGGACCGAGAGGACAGCAGGGUAUGUUUGGCCAGAAAGGAGACGAAGGACCCAGAGGAUUCCCAGGUCUACCAGGGCCGCUCGGACUGCAGGGUUUGCCCGGGCCUCCUGGUGAGAAGGGAGAAAAUGGAGAUGUUGGACCAAUGGGUCCACCUGGUCCUCCUGGCCCCCGAGGUCCUCAAGGUCCCAGCGGAGCCAGCGGUGCACAAGGUCCUACCGGUGGUAUUGGUGCAAUGGGAGGUGUUGGUGAGAAGGGAGAAACCGGGGAGGCUGGCAACCCAGGAUCACCUGGAGAGCCUGGCAUCGCGGGCCCCAGAGGAGAGACUGGUGAGAAGGGAGAAACUGGCCCACCAGGAGCUGCUGGACCCGCCGGUGCCCGUGGACCCCCUGGAGAUGAUGGCCCCAAGGGUAACCCUGGCCCUGUUGGGUUCCCAGGAGACCCCGGUCCCCCUGGUGAGCCUGGUGCUGCUGGUCUUGAUGGUUUAGCAGGUGACAAAGGAGAUGAUGGCGAGGCCGGUCAACCUGGCCCUCCAGGUCCAUCUGGUGAGGCUGGAGUACCAGGGCCUCCUGGCAAAAGGGGAUCGAUUGGAGCAGCAGGCCCCGAGGGCAAACAAGGAGAAAAGGGAUCAAAGGGAGAAGCUGGAGCUGAGGGGCCUGUUGGGAAAACAGGACCUGUGGGACCCCAGGGUCCUGCUGGAAAGCCUGGGCCUGAGGGUCUGCGUGGAAUCCCUGGUCCUGUUGGUGAGCAAGGACUCCCCGGUGCUGCUGGUCAAGAUGGCCCCCCUGGACCUCUUGGCCCCCCUGGACUUCCUGGUAUGAAAGGUGACUCUGGAUCCAAGGGAGAGAAGGGUCAUCCAGGUCUAAUUGGUCUGAUUGGACCCCCUGGUGAACCAGGAGAAAAGGGAGACAGAGGUCUGCCUGGGCCUCAGGGUUCUGCAGGUUCCAAAGGAGAUUCUGGUUUUGGUGGGCCCCAGGGUCCUCUUGGACCUCCUGGUCCUCCUGGUAUUUCUGGCCCUCAAGGACAAAAGGGAUCCAAGGGAUCGACUGGUUCAGCUGGUCAGAAGGGAGAUCCUGGACUGAUUGGACCACCUGGACCGCCUGGUCCACCAGGUGACAUGAUCCAGCCGCUGCCCAUUCAGCUGCCUGGAAAGACCAGGCGGCACGCCGAGAUGCAGGGAGAUGAGGCACUGGCAGACUACGGUGGCGAGGAAAUGGAGGACGUCUUUGGAUCCCUCUACAACCUCAAACAAGACAUUGAGCGCAUGAAGUUCCCUAUGGGUACCCAGGACAAUCCUGCCAGGACCUGCAAUGACCUGCGCCUCAGCCAGCCUGACUUCCCAGAUGGUGAAUACUGGAUUGAUCCAAACCAGGGCUGCAUAGGAGACUCCUUCAAAGUGUACUGUAACUUCACAGCAGGUGGAGAAACGUGCAUCUACCCAGAUAAGAAAUCCACAGGGGUUAGAAUAUCCAACUGGCCCAAGGAGUCUCCAGGUUCAUGGUUCAGUGAGUUUAAACGUGGCAAAAUUUUGAACUAUGUUGACGUGGCAGAAAACACCAUCAACUCAGUGCAGAUGACCUUCCUGAAGCUGCUGAGCUCCUCAGCGCGGCAGAACUUCACCUACAUUUGCCAUCAGUCUGUCGCCUGGUACGAUACCAAGGCUGACAACUAUGACAAGGCGCUGCGCUUCCUGGGCUCCAACGAUGAGGAGAUGUCUUACGACAAUAAUCUGUUCAUCAAGCCGCUGAUGGACGGCUGCUCGAUGAAGCAGGGCUAUUCAAAGACAGUGCUGGAGAUCAACACACCCUGCACUGACCAGCUGCCCAUCAUUGACGUCAUGCUGAAUGACUUCGGGGACUCCAACCAGAGGUUUGGCUUCGAGGUCGGCCCCGUCUGUUUCCUCGGCUAGACACGCCCCCACUUCCCGCUGAAGGACAGGGUCAGAGGGUACAUAUUAUCACCCACAUGUUGAGAUCCGACAACCUUUACCUUCUCUCCCCGCGAAGCAAAAACCCGUGUUUUUUUUUUGUUGCCAAGAAGAUCCACUCAAGCCCGGAGAAGAAGAGUUGCCCCUGAGACCUGUCACUGAAAGCGCCGACCAGGGGAAACUACUCCUCGCCCUUGUAGGGCCAGAAUCACAUGACUUUAACUUAGUAAUGAGAGUGACAUCAGGAAAAGGACGUUUGAUGCCGUGGUAGACAGUGGCACACUUUCAGCAACAGAGAGGAUCCACUCAGCCCAACCCCCACCCACCCUUGUCCUCCCCUUCCCACCACACCUCCCUCUCUGGAUGCUCCAGGUGCUGCUCUGAACACAACCACAGAGGUGCUUUUGUGCAGAAUCACAAAACACUCAAGGUGCUACAAAAACUUCUUUUUGAUAAAACUGUAAUUAUUAUUGUUUUGUACAAUACUGUUCCUUUCCGAAUCCACUCUAAAAACUUGCAUGUGCCCCAGCUCUUCAGGUUUAAAUAAGUAUUUGGUAAACGAUAUUAAAAAUCCUAUAAAUAUAGAUUGUCUUAACAGAUUUGAUGAGAAAUAUUAUGUCUUUUGAAAGCAUCUGACAUAAUUUGACAAAACUCCAAUUUGUAAAUAACAAAACUUUCAUUAUAUGACUUUUUUGACAACAAGGAAAACUGGAACACAGUACUUAACUCAAAGCAUUCAGUAUAGUUUUUUUGUCUUGACACGCCAGUUGACAUGUCCAUUAGGAAAGUAAGCCAUAAUAAUAAGAGAUAAUAAUAUAAAUAUUCAAAGAAAGGGCUUAUUUUUCCAGACAGACUUUAUUCACCCAAAUGUUAUACCUCAAUUUCUUUUAAAAACGUAGCCAUGUUUGGCUCUGCAAUCAUGUUUAUAUCUUGAUAACACAAUUGAGUUCAAACGUUAUUUGUGGUGUCUAACGUAUGAAGAAAAAAGACUUUGUGUAGUUAAAUUUGUCCAGUUUUUUUUUUUAUUAUACAGUCACAAAAAAUUUCCUGUUGAUUUUCUUCUUUGUAACAAUGAACCAAAUGUUUUCAUGUGCCUUGAAUUGUUCAUUCAAAAAUAUUAAAACUGGAUUCUGAAAAAUGCCAGGUUGGAUGUCUGUAUUGUUGGCUAUUGGAGCGCAGAAAUGUCUGGUGCUCUUUAUGUGAUUCUGCGCUUAUAGUUAUUACCAUCCUUUGCCGUGAUAAUUUAGGAGGAGAAUUUAGUCUUUUCAAGUGUCUGGGUUCAUGUGGCUGAUUCGACCGAGCCCGGAUGCUCUGAUCCUUUCCGGUUUUUUCUCUCUGACUCAGAUUUGACUUCGAUCAAGGUCUGUUUGCAUCGCCACCUCCUUAGCUCAGAGC
This is a messenger RNA of Monopterus albus (swamp eel), 8313 nucleotides long. RefSeq names its product collagen alpha-1(XI) chain-like. The transcript is spliced from 73 exons. The record is from RefSeq and is a predicted model, not a curated record. Gene Ontology annotation, molecular function: extracellular matrix structural constituent conferring tensile strength. Gene Ontology annotation, biological process: extracellular matrix organization. Bases 1447 to 6900 code for a protein of 1817 amino acids. Lineage: Eukaryota; Metazoa; Chordata; Actinopteri; Synbranchiformes; Synbranchidae.